Pelmatolapia mariae (spotted tilapia) is the source of this 1926-nucleotide messenger RNA. Its product is annotated as adhesion G-protein coupled receptor F1-like. The record is from RefSeq and is a predicted model, not a curated record. Lineage: Eukaryota; Metazoa; Chordata; Actinopteri; Cichliformes; Cichlidae. Gene Ontology annotation, biological process: cell surface receptor signaling pathway; adenylate cyclase-activating G protein-coupled receptor signaling pathway. Gene Ontology annotation, molecular function: G protein-coupled receptor activity. The transcript has 7 exons. Bases 1 to 1926 code for a protein of 641 amino acids. Gene Ontology annotation, cellular component: membrane.
AUGAAAUUCACAGAGAAACUCCCGGAUUCUUCUACUGACAUGACCGCUGCGCCACACCUGCACCAGGGCAAACCUCUGCCUGUCCCACUCCUGCUAAACAGGUUGAGUUCCAAGGAUUUCCUGAAGCAGGUGGGAGUAAUAACUGCAGUGUGUAAGGAGAAUGGAAAAUUUGAAGAUGUUGAAGAGAACUGCAUCCUGUUGCCAGUUCAGGAGCUGCUUGACCAGUCUCAGUUCUUGACUGCCACUACAUUGCCAGCAUUUUUGGACCAGCUCAGAAACGUCACUGUCAAUUUUACUGAUGAAGUGAUUACAUCUCCUCCCAACGUUAAGGCGAUUGUGAAAAUACUCACCAAUGUAGCCAACAAAUCUUCAUCAUUAGAUAUCUCAAUUAGCAGAGAUUCAAUGGCGAAUGUCCUGAUAACAUCAGGGAUUCUCACCAUCAAUGGAACAAAGGAAACAUGGAACAUUCUGAACAACAAUGACACUAAAAACAAUAUCUCAAACAACACUGAUGCUGAAAGUGUCAGCUCAUCAUUAUUGGAGUCUCUUGAAAAAAUAACAACUCAUCUUGUCAAUACAACUUUUGACAUUGUGACACCAUCUAUUCUGUUAAACAGAACUACAUUCACAGACACUUUCAAUGCUAAAUUUAAUUCUUCAGUGGCAAUAGAAAUACCAGAGGCUGAUGGAACAAGAAAAACAAUCACUACGAUACUAUUUGACUCAUUAGAUAACGUACUCCCUGCAAGAGAUCAGGUCAAUUCAUCGCUCAACUCUAUAAACGGCAGGGUUGUACUUGUUCAGUCCAGUGGCCAAAUCAAUAAUAUCUCUUUCACGUUUGAUACUUUAAAUGAUACACUGGGAAACCCUGAAUGUGUCUUCUGGAACUUUAGCCUCUUUAAUGGUCUCGGAGGAUGGGACAACGAGGGCUGUGAGGUAGUGUUAAAUGUAAAUGAAACUGGAACUGUCACCUGCAACUGCAACCACCUGACAUCAUUCUCCAUCCUCAUGUCACCAAACAGUCCGAUUAGCAUAAUUUUGGAUUAUAUAACCUACAUUGGAGUUGGUAUUUCCAUGAUUUCCUUAAUCUUAUGUCUCAUCAUUGAAGGCCUCAUUUGGAGAAAAAUAAGAAAGAAUGAAACAUCGUACUUGCGUCAUGUUGCCAUAGUCAACAUCGCUGUCUCUCUCCUGAUUGCAGAUAUUUGGUUUAUAAUUGGAGCUGCCAUUUCAGAUGCAAAAGUUAAAAACCCCCCAGCAUGCACUGCAGCUACCUUUUUUAUCCAUUUUUUCUACCUAGCUCUGUUCUUCUGGAUGUUUGCCUCAGCUCUGUUGCUGCUCUACCGUACAACUAAUGUCUUUGGUGGGGGUUUGUCUAAAGCAUCUAUGCUGGCCAUUGGAUUCUCUCUAGGCUACGGAGCUCCUCUCAUCAUAGCAACAGUAACUAUAGCUGCAACUGCACCUGACAACAAAUAUAUCAGAGAAAAUGUAAUCUGCUGGCUCAACUGGGAUGAGUCCAAAGCUCUACUGGCGUUUGUGAUUCCUGCACUUUCAAUAGUGCUGAUAAACCUCAUUAUCCUGGUUGUGGUUUUGUACAAAAUUAUAAGGAGAAGGGUUGGAACAACUGCUGCACAAGCAGGUGAAAGGAGCGUUUUACUGGUUAUUGUCAAGAGUUUGGCUGUGCUUACACCAUUUUUUGGAAUAACUUGGGGUUUGGGAGCUGGACUUCUGGCAGAUCCAACAAACAUAGGAAUCAAUAUUGCAUUCGCAUUCUUCAAUUCGCUACAGGGCUUCUUUAUUUUGGUGUUUGGAACACUGCUGGACGGUAAGCGCAUACCUGUUGAUUUCUACGUGUGUUCCAACUUCCCCGACCUCGAUCCACAGGAAUCUCAACCUCAGUGUCGCAUCCUUGUCUCUUCUGGUCACUGA